AUAUCCUCUUCCUCAAUUAUCCGACCACAAAACAAAUCAACUGACAAAAGAAAAUGGCGCUACAAAUCCAAUCUUCGUGUUCCUUCUCCGCGAGACCCUAUCAUCUCCACCACCUCUACGCGAGCAUAAACCCUAGAUUCUCAAUCAAAUGUCAGAAUUCCCAAAUCGAAACCGAGACGACAGAGGAUCCGUCACAACCCAGGAAACCGAGCUCCUCCGGGGUUGGAUUCGGUUCGCCGGCUCCUUCGUCUUCUCCGGCUAAGAAAGGGAAAGGGAAGAAAGAGGUGAUCAGGCGCUCUCCUGUGGAGAAGCCUGUGUUCAUCAGUGAGGAAGGAGCGGCCAAGGCGGAGGAGCUGAGACGGAACGAGAAUGCUUUUCUUCUUGCUUGGCUUGGCCUUGGUGGCGUCAUCCUCGUCCAAGGCCUUCUUCUAGCUGCUUCAGGCUUCCUUCCAGAAGAGUUGGAUAAGCUGUUUGUGAAGUACGUGUAUCCGGUGUUCACUCCUUCUGUUGGAUUGUUUGUGGCUGGAACAACUGCAUAUGGAGUUCUCAAGUACUUACAAAAUGAGAAACUCAAGGAUCAAAAUUGAUUCGUACCUAUGGAUAUUUUGAGGUAGCCUGUGAUUGUGAGAGGUUGGUGUUUAAUGGUUUAGGGUAAGUGUGUUUGCAAAUGAAGUGGAUGGAUACUCUAGUAAGAAGAGUUUGUGUAUUGAUUUGAUCUUUGUCCUUGUAUAUGCAAAGAGAUGGUUAUGUAAAAAUAAAAAUAUGUUGGAAGAUAUAUUCAGAUUCUAUUAUCAUUUUAUCCUAAACAAAAAUCAGAGUCGAGCUAUGUAA
Molecule: messenger RNA, 831 nt
Organism: Brassica rapa (field mustard)
Lineage: Eukaryota; Viridiplantae; Streptophyta; Magnoliopsida; Brassicales; Brassicaceae
Product: protein LOW PSII ACCUMULATION 2, chloroplastic
Cellular component (GO): chloroplast
Source: RefSeq, a predicted model, not a curated record